AUGGCGGAGUCUGCUCUGCUUCUUGUCAUACAAAAGAUUGGCACAGCCGUGGCAGCAGAAACGUUCAACUUCACUAUACCAUUACUUGCAAGGAAAUCUGCUGCCGUGGCAGCACUGCCAAAUGACAUGAAAAUGAUAAGGAAUCAACUUGAGCUUAUACGCGCGUUUCUUGAGGAUACCGGCAGGAAAGGCUGCACUGAUCGAGUCAUAGAAGCAUGGACAGGGCAAGCACGAAAAUUGGCCUAUGAUAUGGAAGACAUUGUGGAUCAGUUUAUCUAUGUCGUUGGUAAACACAAUGUGCAGGAAGGAUCAUGGUGGUGUUGUAUGAAGAAAAUUGCCAAAAAACCUCAAUCUUUGUUUACAUUAGAUCAGAUUGCUACUGCAAUUGGUGGAAUAAAGCAACAGCUUAGAGAGCUCAAAGAAAAUAAAGACUGGACUCAGCCAAUAGGUGGUGUGCGUAAUGAUAUUCUUGCAACGGAAUAUGACAGUCAUUAUGCUCCUGGACAAGAUUACUCGAUUGCUGAUGAUGAGCUUGUAGGAAUUGAUAAAGAUCGAAAAAUCUGGAUCAAGUCAUUGCUUCUUGAAGGUGGUCCUGGACGGCGGCUCAUUGCUCUGUGGGGUAUGGGAGGAAUUGGAAAAAGCACUCUAGUCAACAGUUUGUACAAAAGUGAGGCAUCCAAGUUUGAUUGCCAUGCAUGGGUUUCUGUGUCCCAGUCAUAUAUACUGGAGGAUAUUUGGAGAAACAUGUUGAGAGGACUCCGUAAAAAUUUCAAGGAAGAAUCUGAUGCUUCUAAUAUGAACAGUACUGUAGAGAAAGUGGAAAAGAUGAGCAGUGAAGAACUGCAGGCUGAAUUGAAGCAAAUCCUGGGGGGAAAGCGGUACUUGAUCGUACUGGAUGAUGUCUGGAGACCUCAACAUCUUCAGGAAAUUCAACAGGUUCUUAUCGAUAAUGGCUUGGGUAGCAGAGCAAUAACCACGACAAGAAGUGAGGAAGUUGCUGAAGUGGCUGAACUGGCUGAGGCUGGCUGUAAGAUCAAAGUAGAGCCUCUAGAGGCUGAUGAUGCAUGGCGUCUGUUUUGCAGGAAAGCUUUCCCAAGGUUUGAAAACAACAUCUGCCCAACAGAGCUAGUCCAGUGUGGUAAGGACAUUGUGAAUAAAUGUGGCGGUUUGCCGCUAGCGCUAGUGGCAAUAGGGAGCAUAUUGUCCCUUAAAGUGCGCAAUGUUAGAGUGUGGAGGCUAUUCUAUGAGCAGCUUAAUUGGGAGCUGCACAACAAUGAGAACCUAUCCCAUGUGGAGAAAAUACUAAACCUCAGCUACAAGUAUCUGCCCAACCAUUUGAAGAGUUGUUUCUUGUAUUGUGCAAUGUUCCCAGAAGACUAUUGGAUCCAGAGAAAAAGAUUGAUUAGAUUGUGGAUCUCAGAAGGGUUUGUUCCACAAGCAGGAGCGUUGUUCUUGGAAGAAGUUGCUGAAGGUUAUCUGGAAGAACUCGUCCAACGAAGCAUGCUUCAUGUUGUAGAGAGGAACUCAUCUGGUAGGCUUCGGCGUGUCCAGAUGCAUGAUAUUGUGCGCGAACUAGCCAUUUCCCAGUCUAAAAAGGAGUGUUUCAGUACAACUUAUGAUGACACUCAUGUGAGAGACCAACAUGUGGGGUUGGAUUCUCGUCGUGUGUCGGUGCUGCGAUGCAAAAAUGGCCUUGGAUCAAGCAUACAUCCAGCAGCCAGGCUUCGCUCCUUGAUAGCAUUUGACAGCACCGUGAGAUCAUCAGCUCCAUUGUUUCCCUCGGAAUCUAAGUACAUUGCUGUGUUGGAAUUAUCAGGCUUGCCUAUUGACACUAUUCCAGAUUCAGUUGGGGAGCUUUUCAAUAUCAAGUAUUUGGGCCUUGAUCGCACCAAUGUGAAGAAACUCCCAAGUUCUGUUACCAAGCUUCACAAUUUAGAGACAUUGAGUAUUCGAGAUGGACAGUGCCUGAGUUUGCCUCGAGGGUCCCAGAGACUCAAGAGACUGCGACACAUACUUAUCUACAAAAUGCUGGAUAAAACAUGGAGUAGGUUUAGAAGUCAUGAAUCUAUGGUGCCAUUUGAGGGCAUGUGGGAUUUGCAGGAGUUGCAAUCUCUGCAUACAGUUGGAGCCAAUAAGGUUUUUGUUGCAAAACUAGGGAAUUUGUCUCAGAUGAGGUUCCUUCUCAUUACUGAGGUGAAGAGCAGUUACUGUCCACAAUUGUGUGACUCUAUAUCAAAGCUACGUCACCUUUCAAGAUUAGAAUUAAGAGCCAGUUACUGUGAGGAAGUGCUACAGCUGGAUAAUUUGACACUGCCAAAGCGUCUCGACAAGCUCACUUUGGUAGGGGGAUUGUCCCAAGGCUUUCUGGAAUCUCCAUUUUUCUCGAAGCAUGGAGAUGAACUUGUUCGACUAGAGCUGUAUUAUUCCCAGCUCGUGGUUGAUCCAACGCCACGCCUCUACAGGUUGGCGAAAUUGAGCCGUAUUGUUCUCCGAAGUGCGUAUAUUGGACAGGCACGACCCGUGGUUGCAAAUGCUUCGGAAAUAUCUAAACUGAGAGACGAGCUCCCUGCAGACUCGACUUGA
Molecule: messenger RNA, 2583 nt
Organism: Triticum turgidum subsp. durum (durum wheat)
Lineage: Eukaryota; Viridiplantae; Streptophyta; Magnoliopsida; Poales; Poaceae
Source: the annotation of a GenBank genome assembly